UACAGUACUCCCUUUCUUUUUCCUAUGAACCAUUUGCUUUUCUUCUUAGUUCUUACUUCCAUUGCUUUAGGCGGCAGAGAGAGAGGGGUUCGAGAAAUAAAUUCCAGUGGCUCCCUGCUUUGCCACAACACUCAUCAGUGGGGGUUGAGGUGGCUGCAUCAGCAAGGAAACACCUGUCCCCACCUCACCAGCGGGAGAGAAGCCCACGUCACUCCCAUAAAUGGAUGUGGAUAUCUCAGAUUCUCAUCACCCAAAUUGAUCCAGGAAGCCACGGGACGGCACGGAUCUUUGCCCCCUUUCCUGGACAACCUCUCCCCCUAAAAAACCAACAAAAAAAAUGAAAAAUGAGUGAGAAAAUGAGAUGACACGGCGAGGAGAAGAACAAAAAUAAAAAAUCUGGGAGUUGGGAGAGGAAGAACCGGACCAAAAAUCCAAUCUUUGUGGGAGAAAAAAUGGCGCUUUCAGGGGCGGGUGCAGUUUCUUAGCAUGUGAGUAAUGGCAGCUGCUGAAACAAGGGCUGCUUGGCAGCGUGCUGCUAACCGCUGCCGGGUUCAAGAGGACGCAAAGAGAGCUCCGAAACUCGGUUGCUGCCCGCCAUCUGGGCAACAGCAUGAGACCAACAAUGGAAAUCAAACAAAUCCGCAAGACUGCCAUAUCCCCAACUUUAUGCCUUUAAACUGGAAUGCAAUGAACUCCAAUCUGCCAAAAGAUACCCAAUGGUGGCUUCAGUUGCAGCCCAAUUUUGGGUGCCAGAAUGUGCUUGCUAGCGAGGACCUGAAUUAUAUGUGUGGGGAAGUUGAUGUAAAGAAAGUCGAAAGUUUCGCACCAGUGUCCAAACUUGAGGACAUCAAUCCUAAGAAAACAGCUGAUCCUUUUGAGCCCCCAUGGAUAGUUUCAACAGCUUUUAUGAAACAAACAUAUGAGACAGGUUUUGAAGAGCUCAAGAGUCUUCCUGCCUAUUCUGAAAUGACCCUCAAAUGCAGGGGAAGUGCCACCUAUCUUCAUGAGGACAAAGAACAUAUGGACUUCAAAACUUUUGAUCCUUUGUAUCCAAAGAAACCACAGACGGCAUGCUAUGAGAUGGAUGCACCUUGGCAAGAAAACAGGAAGUCUCGGCCAUGGUGGCAGGUAGCUGAAGCGGAUGGUUUGGCUUCCGUAGUUGCAGAAAGUGAAAUGCACAACGUAGGCAAAAAUGAGCUGCCAAGACCCACCCAACGUGCUCAUGGUUCAAAAUUGAACAACCAUGAAAACAAGGAUGAUUAUGGACCUUAUACUGGCAAAGAAUCACCUCCAGUGCAGUAUGACACUAUGCUGUGCAGCUAUAGCAUUUCAAGCACCAAUGAGACAAAUUCAUCUGAUGGUGGAGGCUGGCAACAUCAAAGAAAUGAUGCACGUGGGGGUACACAGGAUUCUUGUAGUUCUGAUGAUCGCACACCAGGCAGCAAGCCGACAUAUCGGAGUGCCGCUGAGAGGACCCAGUUGCUGGAUGCACUCCGCCAUUCACAAACACGCGCGAGGGAGGCUGAGAUGGCUGCCAAGAAAGCUUAUGAUGAGAAAGACCAUGUCAUCAAGCUAUUAUUCCGUCAGGCCUCUCAUCUCUUUGCGUGCAAGCAAUGGCUGAAAAUGCUGCAGCUGGAGAACAUAUGCCUCCAGCUCAGGUUGAAGGAACACCAGAUAGCAGCCAUGUUCCCUGAACUCCCCUGGAUCAUGCUCAAAGAAAAGGUGACGCCAGGGCAAGAAAGGAAGGAUGGAACAAGGAAGAAAGGAAGGAAGCAGAACAAGGACAGCCACUUGCGCAAGGCUGUCGUGUUUGCGGUCGGUGUAGGCAUCGUUGGUGCUGGACUGCUUCUCGGCUGGACUCUCGGGUGGCUCUUGCCCAGGUUGUAAGUUCCAUUAUCAUCUACCACCAUGGCUAGAUUAACGCCUAGCGCGCACUUCGAUCGAAUAGGUGAUAGAUAAAGCUUCAGGUAUGUGCUUCAUGAUGUUAGAAGAAUGAAGAUCAUAUUCUUGGAGCUCAUUCAUAUCUGUUCUGUUGUUGGUUUGGAAGCCUUGCUGAUGAUAUUUUCAUAUCUUCAUGUACAUAUAGGAUGAAUUUGCUGUAUAUAUUUUCAGAAACUGGGUGCUUCUGUAUGUUGCAUGCGUUUGCCCGAAUGUUGUACAUAUAUGGGGUCAGUGGUGGUGGAACUAGGGAAAAAAAUCCGUCGACAUCAACAAUGUAUUAAGUAUAAAACUUGUAUUUUCAGUUGCUGGAGUAGCCAGCUCUUGUUUGUAUAAUAAAAACUUGUAUUUUUAGUUGCUGGUUUAGACAGCUCUUGUUUGUAUUAUAAAGGCCUAGGCACGCUUGUGACACUAUGAAUUUCCAUUUGCCAAAUUGGUCUUUUUUCUUGUCAAA
This is a messenger RNA of Oryza sativa Japonica Group (Japanese rice), 2392 nucleotides long. RefSeq lists its product as uncharacterized. Lineage: Eukaryota; Viridiplantae; Streptophyta; Magnoliopsida; Poales; Poaceae. The record is from RefSeq and is a predicted model, not a curated record.